AUGGCGGUCAACGAUGUAGCUACCGUCGCCACGGCCAUCGGCAACAUGGAUCUCUGUAAGACGGCUCCUGCGCCCCAAGAGUACGACCUUUUGAUCGUCACCGAUGCCACAUCAUCCAUGGGUUCCUUCCUCGUGUCGCUUAAGAGCUCGUUGAACGACAUCAUCCGCAUCUCGGCCACAACCGCCUCCUUCUCCCGAAUCGGCGUUCUCGGGUACCGAGACUACGACAGAACCAUGUCACAGGUCACCGAGUGGUCGGGAUGGCACAGCCGCAAUGCUCAGUCGGAGGUGUCCCAGGCGGAAUUGCUGGCCUUCGUCGACAGGCUGAAACCUCAGGCCGGUAGUGAUUGGCCCGAGGCGGCGAGGACCGGCCUUGCGCUCGCACAUCAACUCAUGCGCCCGGAGGCGAAGACCAUCGUCUUGCUGUAUGCCGAUGCGCCUCCCCACACGGAGCGGAGAGCGGGCUUGUGGAAGACGGAGCAGAACAAGCUCUGCGAGCCUGGCGCUUACGGCGGGAAUGGGAAGCUCUUUGCCGACUGGACCUCGCUCUGCCGAACCCUGGGCGAAGGCGAGAAGCGGGCCCAGGUGUUCAGCAUUGUUGAGCAGGCGGGUGGUAGACACACAGACGAAGUUGUUGCCAUGUUCUUGUACCUCUCGGCUUGCACUGAGGGUGUCUGUCUAGGUCUUCCGAGGCGGUCGGCCGCGGCCACCAUUUCCGAGGUAACCAUCAACCUUCUGCUGGCUUGGAUGGGCGCGGAUAAGCAGGGCGCCACACUGGACUCCCGGAACAUUGCUUCCCAUUUCCACUACCGCGACGAGAGCAAGGUCAACCAGCUCACAUCGGAAAAGGACGAAGCCAGCGUUCGUUACCUGUCCAUUUCCAGCAGAAAGACCGACAGGGACGCUCUCGAGGCCAACAUCGCCCGUCCCAACGUCUCAUUGGAAGCCAUGUCCCAGAUCAUCCCGUCCCGGGAACACCCGGUCAUGGACUUUGCUAAGCGGUAUAAGGCCGACCCGGAAUAUCAGAAAAUCGUUGUGGAGCAGCUCACCGAGAUCAUCGAAUCUGACGUGUCCGCCCUCUCCGUCAACCCCGUCUUCGGUACACUCUGGCGAACGGUCUGCAACGACCGGCUCAAUCCCGCCCGCGAUGGGCUGAUCACCAGUUUCGGCCUUCAGGUUGACAAGACCACGGAUACGAACAAGAAGGAGCGCCUGAAGAAGUGGCUGGAGGAGUCAUACGAUUUCGCCGGAGAGAUUGUCGAGAUGAUCGAGGCCGUUCCGGAGGAAUCGCGGUACCCAUGCGUCUUCCUCGACCCCACGGUGCGGUUCGCGCCCGCCGAGAAUGAGGAGGAUGGCGCGGCCGACGUGAUGGAACUCACCCGCGACGAGCUGCUCGAGAUCGGGCGGUCCUGCGACUACCGCAUCCUGCGCCGGCUCGGUCGCAUCCUCGUUCGCCUGACAUACGUGAACUCGAAGGGUGACCUCCCCGCCCAUGUCAAGGAUGUCCCGGAAACAGAGGUUCCUAAAAUUCCCAUGGCACUGGCCCACUCUGAACACCAGGGCAAGUUUUGGAAGGUGCUUCUGCACACUGUUCUUCCUGGAACAAUGGUAGCCGCCCGUCCUGCAGCGUUGCUGGCAGCUCUCAGCGUGCGCUUAGGGAUCAAGCCCCUCGAAGAGGUUGCUUACACCGAGCUUCUGACUUGGCGGGACAACUGGAACACGCUGGAUAUCCCUGAAACGUGGAGCGUGAACUGUCUCGGCUUGAUUCUAGAGGCUGAUAAGAAGCUUCGGCAGGCGACAGCGGAAACCCAGUCGGCUGAGGCAGGCCGCCAAACGGUUUUGAAGGAAGAGGACCGCAAGUUGUUUGGCGGCCUCGUCGACUACAAGAUGCUGGAGAUGAACUUGUCCACGACGCUCAAGGCAGAGGUUGGCUGGAGCCCGAACAAGAGCAAAGCGCCUCUGGGGCCGGUUGUGGUGUGCAACGUCUGCGAGUUCCCUCGUUCAGUGACGGUUAUGGGCGCAGAAGGUACUUGUGGGGUGUGUCUGGGGGCUCGCAAGCUGGGUAACCAGGAACCACGGGAAGUUCAGGAAGCGCGGGUCACAGGGGGUGUGUCCAAGUCCGACAACAGCAACACCACGGUGACCUGGAGCGAGUGCUCCAUGACGGACUGCAGAGCCCAGUACGUGGUGUAUAACCCGAAAUUGCUCAAAGUUCGCCCCAAGUGCCACUAUUGCCGACAGAUCAACACAACCUCUGAGACAGACCCCAACUACAAGGCCCUCACAACCGCCCCCUGCGUCACCUGCACCAAGUGCCGCAACCGCGUCAUCUGGCCCGUCGCCCACCGCCCGUCCUCUUUUGACGAAGUCACCUACCAGUGCCCCGCCUGCACGGCCGGCACCAUCGCCACCAUCGUCACGGUCGAAACCACCGCGUCAGCCCUCGCCAGCGAAAACGGCACCGCCUGGCUCCUCCGCAACGACGACGCGACCAUCCCCGAACCCUUCAACAACCGCUCCCUCUACCACACCAUCACCCACAUCUCCGACCCCGCCAACCGCACCACCCUCUUCCCCAGCAAAGUCUCCAUCCUCCCCACCCCCACCUCCCCCCUCACCCUCACGCACCACCACAAACCCCUCCACAACACCCCCGCCCUCCUGACCACCCUCUCCUCCUGGAUCUCCCGCCGCCGCACCCAAUCCGGCACCUGCACCCUCUGCUUCUCCACCCUCCCCAAACGCGCCCUCCACCCCGCCUGCGGCGGCCGCCGCGGCUGUGCCGAGCGCAUCUGCACCGCCUGCGCCGCCGCCUGGUACGGCGCCAACCGGCCCGGCCGCGUGCUCAACACCGCCGCGCUGGCGUGUCCGUUCUGCCGGCGGAGGCCCGCGCCGACGGCUGCUGCGCUGCUGAGGGCGGUAAGGUGUCUGGGCGGGGUGAGGGAGGCGGUGGAGGAGCAGGGGGGGUGGGUGUAUGCGUGGUGUGUGGGGCGGUGUGGGAGCGCAAGGAGGUAUGUCGAGAGGGUUUGUGCGAGGGGCGCGCCGCCGGAGGUGGAGGGGUGGCGGUGUGAGGGGUGUGUGGCUGCGGCGGCGGUAGGGGGGGUUCUUGUGGGUGGUGGUGGGGAGAAGGGGGGGUUGGUGGUCAAGAUGUGUCCGGCGUGUGGGGUGGCGACGGAGAGGACGGCCGGGUGUGACCAUAUCUCGUGUCCGUGUGGCAAGCACUGGUGCUUCAAUUGUGCGGCCAUGGUCGCGGAUACGGCGGGCGAGGUGUAUGCCCAUAUGUCGGAGGUGCAUCAUACGUGGUAUGAGGGCGGCGGCGGCGCGGACUAUGCGGAGUAUGAGUUUGAGUCUGAUGAAGAAGAGGAUGAUGAUGAUGAUGAUGAUGAUGUGUGA
Chaetomium globosum CBS 148.51 is the source of this 3393-nucleotide messenger RNA. RefSeq lists its product as uncharacterized. The transcript has a single exon. Lineage: Eukaryota; Fungi; Ascomycota; Sordariomycetes; Sordariales; Chaetomiaceae. Bases 1 to 3393 code for a protein of 1130 amino acids. The record is from RefSeq and is a predicted model, not a curated record.